AUGGUUUAUUGGAUAGGAAUUUGCUUACCAGGAUUCUAUGGCAAUAAGUGUGAUGAUAUGUGCUCCAGUUGUGUCGGAUCUGUCUGUAAUCAGAAUGGACAGUGUACACAUGGUUGUAAUACAGGUCUUUACGACUCUUUCUGUGACAAACAAUGUCCUAUGAAUUGUUUGAUUUGUCACCCAUUGAAAGGUUAUUGCAUCGUUUCAAACUCAACAAGCAGUAGUGAACACUAUUCUUUGAAUAAAUCGACUACAGCAUGUUCAUCUAAUAAAUUUGGUAUACAUUGUGAACAGUACUGUGGCAUAGGUUGCAAGAAAACAGUACAAGGUCUAAGUAUCUGUGACAAAUACACUGGGUUUUGUGAGCAGUGUUUACAAGGUUUUCAUGGCAUCACGUGUAGAAACCAAUGUAAUACUACAUGUUUUGAUGAAGACUGUGACCGAGAUGGAUUCUGUGUAAAGGGUUGUGUAUAUCGCUGGCAAGGCAACUAUUGUCAGAAUCAUUUCCCUAUUACUGUAUUCGAGGAAGUCAGUGGAAUAUUGUUCGGUGUGAUGUGUGUUCUAGUCUUUUUCGUUGGCGUUUUAUGUGUUACGCACAAAAAGCGGGAAGAACUCAGAAAAUACAGAAAAGAAAAAUCGUUGUUACUGAACAGCAAUGACAAAAUUACAUAUGUUUGAAUGUUAAGAGAUUGGCAAAGCAAAGGCACACGAUAGAUGCUUUG
This is a messenger RNA of Mytilus trossulus (common blue mussel), 722 nucleotides long. Its product is annotated as multiple epidermal growth factor-like domains protein 10. Lineage: Eukaryota; Metazoa; Mollusca; Bivalvia; Mytilida; Mytilidae. The record is from RefSeq and is a predicted model, not a curated record. The coding region runs from base 1 to 678 and encodes 225 amino acids. The transcript is spliced from 4 exons.